UCAUGUUGUCCAAGUGUUGCUUUUGCGUUGGCCUUAGCCUUUUACUUCGACAAAGACAUCUGCGGAAAAUUGAUUGAGCAACCUGAUUUUGAAAUGGAUAUGGACCAGUGUAUGGAGUGGUAUAUAAAGGCUGCUGCAACAAUGAUCAUAUUUCUUGGAAUAUCGUGUCUCAUUGACCUUCACUUUUGUAUGGCAGUAUGGUCUUAUUAUCAGAGACUCAAAGUUGAAAAACAAUAUGAUAGUAUUCCGGAUAAUGGUUAUGUUGUUUAUUAUACUCCGGUUCCCGCUUACACUGUGGUUCCACCACCGAGUUACGAGAGUGUUCCUCAAGAAGACCUCAAAAAUACUUCAAUUGGCUCUAACGCUUCUGAUGAAUCUAAACAAUAA
Molecule: messenger RNA, 387 nt
Organism: Acaulospora colombiana
Lineage: Eukaryota; Fungi; Glomeromycota; Glomeromycetes; Diversisporales; Acaulosporaceae
Source: the annotation of a GenBank genome assembly